This is a messenger RNA of Tetrahymena thermophila SB210, 5388 nucleotides long. RefSeq lists its product as hypothetical. The transcript is spliced from 5 exons. Lineage: Eukaryota; Ciliophora; Oligohymenophorea; Hymenostomatida; Tetrahymenidae. The record is from RefSeq and is a predicted model, not a curated record.
AUGUCUUUUAAAGAUCUCUCACCUGUUAAGGGAAAAUUCUACCCACAGAGCUUUAAUGCAGGAUUAUUUUCUGCAAACACUUUUAUUGAGUAAGUAGAAUCUAAUGAUAAUAGUAGGCAAGUAUAAAAGCAAAACUAAAUAAAUAGUAUAAAUAUAAGCUAACUCCCUCAAAUUGAUAGCUCUCGAUAAAAGAAAUUAGCUUAAAAGUAAACUAUUCCAAGUUCAAUCCUUGAAGAGUUAUAUUAAAAAAGGUAGCAUGUAAAUCCUAACAAAUAAUUAGUAGAACGUCGUCGAAAUUCGAUAGAAAAAGUUAAUUACACCACUCAUUAUUACAGUACUAAGUCAUUUAUGCAUUAGACUCCAGCUUAAAAGCAAAGUUCACUAAAUACAAUAAAUCAAAGUCCUUAGGUUAAUGCAAAUAAGAAUCUAUAGCAUUCUAUUUUGAUUGGAUAAAAUAACAACAAUAAUACUUUUAACAAUUUGCAUAAUUCACAAAUCGGAUUCUAAUCAAAUAUAAGAAACGAAAAUGAUCAUAUGAGCAAUAGUCUUCUUGAUUAUAAUAAAAGGGGAUUUUCGUAAAAACCUAGUAACAUAUCCUAAAUUUCAGAGGCAGAAUUUAAGAAUAAUAGUGAUGGUAAAUCAUUUACAAAUGUCUCUUAGAUGAUUAAUAAUUAGAAAGCCCCAAUUUUGUAAAGAAACACUGAUGAUAUUAUUGGUCUAAAAAAAGUUGAAUUUAAAGACAGUAUCUCUGAAAAGCUUUUCAAAAAAGAUAAAUAAAUUAACAUUGAGACUGAUUUGUAGAAGAUUAGAAGCAAUAUUUAAUUAUCUAAUGAAGGAAAGCAUAAUUCCUCAGCAAGAGAGCUUAAGGUAAGUAUUUCAGUAAAUCAUACGCCUUUAAGCAAUAAUAUAAAUAAAGUGGUGAUAAUGAGUAAUAAGAAUAAUAUACAGUCUGCUUCAAGAGAUUAAAAUAAAGAUAAUGGCUUAUUAAAAUAAUAAAGAUCAUUUAAGAGAAAUUUUACUGAUUUUUUGGAUUAAAGCAGCGAAUUUGUUAAAUCUCCUUUGCAAGUGAGAGGUAAUUCAGAAUUUAGAUCGCCAUCUAUUAUUUCACCAGUAAAUGUUACAAAAAAUGAGUAGCUAUCUAAAAGAAAUUCUUAUAUUACUCAAUGCAUCAAAGACGAUAUAAAGAAGGAGAUUCUCUCAAAAAGUGAAUUGAGAGAUAUCUUAAAUCACAUUUAGAAAGACUUUAGUUAUAUUAAAAAUUCAUAAAACGGAAUGAAAAAAGGAGGUGAAAGAAAAGAUGUUAUUGAGCUAUCUUAAUUAUUCGAUUAAAUGACUCUUUAAUUGCUUGAAAAAGAAAAUUUUACUUUAGAAUCCUUUUUUGAAGAAUUUGAAAUUAUCUACAAUGGAUGCUUAGGAGAAAUUUCAAGGCAAGUAAGCAACGAUUGUUUUGAAAGAGGUCAAUUGCUAGAAAAGCUGUGGAAGAUUAUUUUAUUUAUUACUAAGGAUUUCAUCAAAAAGGCAACCUAGAAAUACAAAGCUACUGAACUGCUUAACUUACAAGAAUAUGGAAGAAUCCAUCAAUCUUAUUAAAGUUAAAUUUAGUCUUAUCAGAAAGCCAGCUAAGAUCAAUAAAUUGUUAUUGAACAAAAGGAUGUUUUAAUAAGAAAACUAUAUCAACAAAAAGAGUCUAUCAAAAAGAAAUACAAAAAAUAUGAAUUAAUGCACGCAGUGUUGUAUGAAGAUUUUGAGUUUCUUGAGAGAUAUUUAGAUAAAUUUAACUUCCAAACUUUACAGAUGAAGUAAAGAAUUUCAGCUUUAGAAGCACAAGAGAGAUUGUAUAUAAAAGACUCAGAUCCUAAAUUGAAAAUAAAAGAAGAAAUAAACAAAAUUGCACAAAAUCUAAGUGAUUAAUUUAUUUUACAACUAGAAGAUUAGAAAAAUACACUUAUUGAGCUUUAUGAAAUCAGAAAAUCUGCAAGAGAAAAACUUUAAGUUGUAGAAAAAAACCUUGAUUUUGAAUUUAAAAAUGGGAAAUUAGAAAAAAAAGGUCAUUUGGAUAUCCAUGUUGCAGAUGCUGAAGAUAUUUAGUUAGAUGACAAUUAUGGAUAAAUACAAAUGAAUGAUCAAGAGACCUCAACUGAAGAUUUGAUUACCAUGGUAGAAACAUGUACAGAUUCUUCAGAUUUAUUCAAAAAAGAAUCUAAAAGUACAAACACUUGGAUUUAAACAUCAGAAACAGAAGUUUAAGCUACAUCUACUACAAAAGAAAUAAGCACUUAAGCUGACAUAAAGAAAAUAAUUGGAGAAAAUGGCAAAUAGUCAGGAAAAAAAGUUAGUGAAUCAAUACAAGAUAUAAUGAGUGAAUUUGAUGAAAUUAAACUUCCUAUUGAUUAAUUAAAGAAUAAGAACUAUAAAUUAAAUUAAUUGUUAGAAUUCGAGUUCUAAAAAUGGACAUCUUAAAAUAAAGAUAUUGUUUUAGCCUUUUAAUCUAAAGAUGAAUACACGCCUAACGAUUAUUAAUAUUUACUUAAUUACUUAGAGCAAAAUGCAGUGAAAUCUAAGCAGUUUAUUACAGAAUCUAUGAAUGCUCUCCAGCAUGAACAACAAGCAAGUCUAUAGUAUAAAAUUGAAACAUUUGAAACGCGAUUAGAUAACUAAAUUGUUUAAGAAAAAAUGAAUUUUUAAACUUAAACUUUAAAGAAGAUCAUACCCAAGUACAACGAACUUAAGAAAGAAAAUAACACUCUGAGCUAGUUUUAGGUUUAAACCUUAUUGCAAACAAGUUAGAAUUAAAACAAAAAUUUAAGUGGAAGAAGAGUUUCACAUACUCCAUAUUAAUAGUUUGGCAAACAAUCAAGUAGUAUAACUUACUUAGAGCCAUAUACUGACUCUCCUGAUCGUAAACCUUCAAAGAAGUAAAUUGAAUCAAUGACUUCUCUAAAUGUCGGUUUUGUAAGAAACACAAAACGUCACAGCACUCUAAAAUAAAAUGAGUAAUCAUCACCUUUAAAAUAAAGUGGAUCAAUGCUAUUUAAGCAAAAAAGUUAAACAAAUAUAAGUAGUUCCUCAAUUCAAAGUUAGAAUGCUACAAAUAAGAAAAUAGAAGUAGUAAAUUAACAAGCUAUAAACAAGAUGAAAAAUGCAAUUUAAAAAAUAAACGAAGAAUAUCAGAUUAAUCAAAACCAUCAAAAUGAAAUAGUUAGUAUUGCUUCCAUAACUGAUCAAGUAAUUGCUUAAAAGUCUGUUCCAAGUCAGAUAAUAUCUGAUAAUGAGUAAAAUAAUAUGUUAGACAAAUCUAAUAAUGAAGAUUUAAAUGGGUCAAUCAAUUAAGAUGGAUUCUAUCAAAAUGAUAAAUAUACUAAAUAAAUAAAUUCCCUAGAAAAUAAAUAAAACAAAUCUUCAUCCCUUCACUAAUCUGUUUAAUCCAACUCUGAAGAAAGAACUCAAAUAGAAAAACCUAUUGACAUAUCUAUUGAUGCUAACUUAGCAGCAGCAUCUAAAAAUUCUUCUUUAAAUGAGUUUUAAAUCGAUGAACAAUUAAAUUCAAUUGAUAACACUAAAAAUAAUUAAAUAAAAUUAUUUUUAAUUCCGCCAAAUAACUUAAAUAGUAAUUUACCUAACAUACAAGAACAACCAGAACCAGACGAAGCUAUUACUACUCCUAUCAAUAAACUUAACCCAAACACUCAAUCAAAAAAAUAGUUAUUUACCAGCGAAAGCUCAAAAAAAUUAGUAGAUCAACAAGAAGAUAAAUCUAAAACUGUAAUCUAGGAUUAAAAUACCUUAUAAAAUAUGGAAGAAGAUGAGAAGUUGAAUUAAAAUUAAUAGGCGAACAAUAAGCAGAAAUAAAAAUUACCUAAUUAAAAUUCUUUACAAUAUAAAAAGUAGCUAACAAUAUCAAACCAAUAAAAUAAUGAAGCAAAUAUUGGUAGUGAUUUAUCAAGUGAUAGUGAUGAUGGAAGAGAUAAACCAUAUGUUACUAAUAAAGAAUAAAUUUAAGAUUAAAUGUAUGAUAAAAAAUAUUUAGAUGAAGCUUCAGUUGAAGAGGUCCUUCGUGAACAUGCCGAAAAUGAUGAAUUCGAAAUAGCUUUAAAAAAUUUAGAUUCUAGUGUCAACACAGUUUAACCAAAUCCAAACAUUCACUCAAGAAUGAGAAUUCAUGUCUCAAAUAGUAAAUUUACAGAUAUGGCAACUGAAUACUUGAUAAAAUCUUUUAAGGAAAUAAAAAAAAAGAAAAAUUCAAAUCUUUUCUUUAAAUUAACUCAAAUAUUAAAAAUAAUUUUCACAAUUCUUUCAGAUAUCAACAAAGGCAAUCCUUUUACUCCCCAUAGCCCUACUAAUAAGUAUAGUAAUCCAAAUCCAACUAAAUACCAUUUAAUCAAUCAUUUCCAUAUUCAUCUCUUUGAAAAUCUUAUGACAUCAUAUGGUACUGGCUAGAUGAUGUUUAAAAAAUUUUUUAGAAUUAUAAAUGGAAUUUUCAAGUAUAAAAAGCAUCCUAGGAUAAACUUGGUUUCUAAAUUCCUCACUGGUGAGUAUGAUUUAAGUGAUUUCUAACUAUUUGUGAAACUUUGUAUUUAUUUGUAUCCUGAACUUUAGACCAGCGAAGAUAAAAUAUUGAUAAGCUAAUCUAAGUGCAAUGAGGCAUUAAAUCAUUUCUUGUAUUAAAAUUUAAAUCAAAAGUAAAUUGAAAAUAUUGAGAAAUAUGUAAAUAAAAUAAAAAUAAAAGGAGCUUAAAAGAAUCAAUUUGUUUUUGAUUUGGAUUAAAUUUUAGAGCUAAUCAUGGAAAAUUUCAUUAAUGAAGUAAAAACUAUUAAAAAUGAAGAAUACAAAGACUUAUAUUAUAGUUAGGACACUGAUAAAAAAGAUUAUUUUAACUUCGAAAGUUUUAAAAUAGUUUUAGAAAAUAUUCAGGGAUAAAAUUCAGUUGCUGUUUCUAACUUAUUUUAUAAAGAAAGUGACAAAAUUUUAGAUGGAGAAAAUUUACUUAGUUUAAAUAGAUUUAGUACAUUAUGUAGAUAAAAUAAAAUACUUUCACAAAAUAUUUAAUCUAAAUAUUUAAGUUAACCAUCAAAUGAUUUCAUCAGUGAACUUUAAAAGAUUUGGUAAGAUGAACAAUACAACAUAAAGUUAAGACUAAUUAAGGUCAAAAAAUAUGAUAUUAAAAGAAGAAAAAUGCUAAAUGAAAUAGACAUCUUUUUGAAUGAUAGUAAUAAGUCUCGCCAUUCAGCUAGGACAAUUCAUUUCAUAUUUAAAUUAUUGCAAUAAGAGUCAAAAGAGUUGCUUGUAGAAGAGCAAUUAAAAUAAUUAAUUCCAUAAUAAUUUUUAAUUAUUUCUAACAAAUAUCUUAACACUAUAAAAACUCGCUUUAAUUAAAACUAAAUUGAGUGA